AUGGAUCAUUCUAUAAUUCUUGCUCCUGUUAAACAACAAAAAAAGUUUGAUGAUAAAAUGAGAAAACACAAAUCUCAACUAUUAAAACGUUCAUUAUCAAGUGAUUCAUUAUCAAUAAGUCAAACAAUUUCAAAAUAUGCUAAAACUGUUAUUACUACAGAUAAAGUUAGUCCAAUUGAUAUACAUGAAUAUUUUUUUAAUGAAAGACCAUUUUGUAAUACUAAAAUAUUAAUUAAUUCACAAAUUAUUUAUGUUGAUAAAGCAUCAUUGGCCGCUGCAUCACCUGUUCUUUGUGAACAAUUACAAUGUAAACAAGAAAAUGAACCAUUGAAAUUUGAUGAUAUUAAUUUAAAUGAUCUAUUAGAAAUGUUACAAUUUAUUUAUCCUAUUUUUGAUCCAGAAAUUAAUGAUAAAAAUAUCACUGCACUUAUUGAAUUAUCACAUCGUUUUCGUUUUGAUGUAUUAAAACAUGCAUGUCAAUAUUAUGUUUUUAAACAUUUAACAACUGUUCGACGAGUUUUAGGUAAAUGUAGUGCCUGUGGUGAUUUUAAUAAUGAUAAUAUACAAAAACAAUUUAUAAAUGAACAUGAUCUUAUUGAAUUUCGUAAUCGAACAUGUUUAGAUGCUUCAGAUGAAAUAUGUUUAUUAUGUCGUUGGUUAAAAAUAUAUUAUUAUGAUGAUAAUUCAUUAACAAUAAAAAAUGCUAUUAUAACAAUAUUAAAUCAAUGUUCAGUAAAUUCAAUUGAAAAAGUAAUAAAUUCAAUCAAUAUGGAUGAUAAAUUAAAAUGUUUUAUUUAUAAAGAGCGAGCAAGAUAUUUGGAAAAAAUAAUAAUUAAAUAA
This is a messenger RNA of Didymodactylos carnosus, 840 nucleotides long. The record is from the annotation of a GenBank genome assembly. NCBI's taxonomy places the organism in Eukaryota, Metazoa, Rotifera, Eurotatoria, Philodinida, Philodinidae.